Molecule: messenger RNA, 5214 nt
Organism: Rhincodon typus (whale shark)
Lineage: Eukaryota; Metazoa; Chordata; Chondrichthyes; Orectolobiformes; Rhincodontidae
Product: DEP domain-containing protein 1B-like
Exons: 11
Coding region: 69-1649 (526 amino acids)
Biological process (GO): intracellular signal transduction
Source: RefSeq, a predicted model, not a curated record
UUAACGGACGGUGAGGCGGUGUUAACCGGCCCUGAGCCUGACCCCGGGCCCUGGGGGGUGGUCACAGCAUGGACAGCAAAAUAGCGGCGGGUCCGUACCGAGCCACCAAGCUGUGGAAUGAAACUAUUGAGCUAUUUCGAGCCAGGAUGCCCCUGAAGAAGCAUCGUCUUCACUUCCGUACUUAUGAUUCCUGCUUUGCUGCCUCAGAAGGUGUUGAUUGGUUGCAUAAAUUCCUGAGAAGUAAUCACAAUUUUGGGCCUGAGGUUACUCGUUACCAGACUGUGCAGUUACUCAAAAAGUUCUUAAAAAACCAUGUAAUUGAAGAUAUAAAAGGAAGAUGGGGAAAAGAAGAUUUUGAAGAUAAUAAUCGAUUAUACAGGUUUCCACCAUCAUCUCCUCUUAAGCCUUAUCCCAAAAAGUCACCUUAUUUAGGUUGUGACGUUUAUCCUAAAUUUCCAAAUUGGAAUGACUAUGAUGUUCCGAAGUCUGGACCUGUACCAGUAAGGCCGAUAAUUUUGAAUUCUUACUCGUGGCACAAGCGCCAUAGCAUUGCAAUUGGAGAAGUAUCUGAAUGUAGAAUUGUACAUCGGGAAGAGGUUUCACAGGCAACUGUGGAAGAAAUCUGGAAAUCAAUGACCCUAGCACAUUUACAGAAGAUUCUUGGCCUUGCUUGUCUAGAAGGAGUUCUGGAUUCCAAACUACUCAAUCCCAAGCAUAUCAUCUAUAAUGUUCAACAUAUUAAUAAACAAGGAGUAGUAAUUCUAGAAAAUAAACAGGAAGAGCUUCCACACUGGGUUCUGUCAGCCAUGAAGUGUUUGGCAAACUGGCCAAAUGGAACAGAUUUGAACCGACCCAUGUACCCAGGGUUUGAAAGAGAUGUGUUUAAGACCAUAACAGAUUACUUUCAAAAGACAAAGCAGCCAUUGCUAACAUUUGAGUUCUAUGAGCUCUUUAUCAACAUUUUAGGUCUUUUGCAACGAAAGAAAGAUGGUAUCGAAGCUCUUCAAGUUUGUUGCCUCCUUUUGCCCCCGGAAAACCGAAGAAAGCUGCAACUCCUAAUGCGAAUGAUCACUCGUAUUGCUCAAAAUGUAGAAAUGCCACCACUUCAUGAUGCUGUUGCAAACAGAAUGUUGAUGAUUCAAACCUUCUCUCGCUGUAUCCUGUGUUCAGAGGAUGAAGUGGAUCUUGAUGAGUUGCUUGCUACUAGACUUGUAAGUUUCAUGAUGGACCAUUGCCAAGAUAUUUUGAGAGCUCCUGACCAUCUACAAAGUGCAGUAGAGGAACAUUUAGCCCAUCUCCGAAGAGUUCAGAUAAAAUAUGCAGAUGCUGACACCGAUGCUACACUGGCUUCUUACACCUCUUGUCAGAUUACUACUGAAGAUUGUAAAGAACAGAGAGGUUCUCAAGCCACAGUUGCAACCCUGCUAGAAGAAAUAAUAAUGAAUAAAAAUAUUUCUGUGAAAGAGAAGAAGAAGAAAUUAAAGCAGUUUCAGAAAUCCUACCCUGAUAUAUACAAAAACCGGUUUCCAACAGCAGAGAGUGAGGCAGUGGUCUUUCCUGAAAAAUCAAAGCUCAAACCACAGUUCAUGUUUUUCACAAUGAAGAAAUCAUUCCAGCCAUUUAAUAGAACCCGGAGUUUCAGGAUGUAAUACCUUCAGAACUGUGGCAAGCUGCUGCUAAUGAGAUUUUCUCGGUUAUCGACCUCAGUUCUUAAUUCUGUGGUAAUGGUAUUUGAAGAUCCUUGGUGCUAAAAGUGAAUGUUACAUUGCAUAUUAUACAAUAAUUUUCAGUCACGUUUUCAGAACCCUGUUACUUAUUGGACAUAAAUAGUUGAAAUUUAAGAGAAGCCAUUCACUUUGAGUUUAUUCAUUGAAUACCAUAUAUGGCAAGUUCAGUUUGAUCCAAUAACCAUUAAGUGUUAAAGGAAAACUGUUUGACACAGCAGAAAUAUAAUUUUGAGUAUUAUGCACCAUUUAUUGAUGUAAGUAAUUAACUAAGCAAAUAAUGUUGGCAUAUUUUAAGGGUGUAUUCUCAGUGUUAAUUUUUGUGUUGCCUUAAUCCUAGUUGCAAAAUGACAGACAAUAGAUAUCUGUUUCAAGAAAGUGUUCCUCAUUCCAUGAAAAGCUAGGAAUAUCAAGAACCUACAUGGGUCCAUAGCAUUGCCUUUUUUGGGAAUAAAACAAAAGAUCUUUCCUCUUGCCAUAAACUGGAAACCUUAGUCAACACUGCUUCCAGUUUCUACCCUUUUUCCAUCUUCACAUGGUCUGUCUCAAUGUUUUUUUAACCUUAACUGUCUCAUUUUUUCUAAAUUGUCAGCCAAUAUUCAUUAGAAGCUUGUUGACUACAUUUCCUCUUGCCUUGCUUCCUUUAAGGACUCUCUUCUAUUCUCAUUGUUUCUCAGUUAACCCUCUCAGAAUGGGUACAAAGUCAAUAUUUUAUACCAGUGCAUCUGACAUGUCUUCUGUUUUCAUCAAUUAAUGAUUCUGCUCCCACUACACCCCCUUGGUUGACAUAGCCCUGGCUUUACUGUUUCUUAACACUUGUGCUUAUAGUUCUUCUCUCCCUUCUUACAUCAUAAGUUCUCUCGUACUCACCUUUCAUCUACCACCUUUCACAUUCUGUAGAUACUCUGCCAUUUCAGCCAUUUCAACAGCAAACAUAUUUUCUCCUGCCCUCCUCUUUUUUUCACAUUAAGACCACUAUCUGUGACACCCUGGUGCAUGCCCAACAACCUUUCGUUUUUCCAUGCAAAUGCAUAAGAUGCAGUACUGUAUAUUUAUCAUCUCUAUUCCCAGGGCCCUAAAUAUUGCUGCUAAAACGCCAAUUAUCUUGUUCUUUUCAAUUUAUUACAUUUGUUGGUCAUGACAGUCUCUUCUACGUAGAAGAUGCUAGAGCGAAUUGGAUGACACUUUGACAAACAUCUUCGUUUGGUCCGAAAAGCUGAGUUUCUUAUGGUCUGUCAUUGAUUUUCCUGUGCCUGGUCUCCUACAUUGUAACAAUGAAGCUCAUCAUCAUUUCGGGCAAUAGCAUCUUGUCUCUUGGUUAUGCACUCUGUAGAUGAAUGUUGAAGUCUGGUAAUCUCUGCACUAAUUUCUUUUGGCGAUGACAACUGUGGAAAUAAUUCUGCUGUUCCCAUUACCAUCUAGAUGUAUCUUCUAUUUCUUGUUCCAUUAUCAUCUUCUACUUUGCAGUAUCAUUUCAUGGUUUAACCCUUUCUGCCCUUUCACUAUUUUUCAGAACUUCCCAGAUGUUUAUUCUCCUCUUUCUCUGUCUCUAUUUGCUUAAAACUUUGUAACAUCUGUAUUUCCAUUUCAUACAAAAACUCAUCAACCUGAAACCUUAGCUCUGCUUCUCUCUCCAUAAAUGUUCCCUGACCUGAUACGUUUCUGGCAUUUUUGGAUUUCUAGCACCUGCAAUUUGCUUGGCAUUAGUUCAAAUGUGGCUCCUAACAUAUACUAGACAGUGGUUUUUUUUUUUUUUUUCAAUGCAAGUAAGGUAAUAUUUAUUUCACAUUCCUAGUUGUCCUUGAGGGGGGGAAAAAAGACUACCGUCUAGUGUACAUGUUGUUGUGUGGAGAAACUACAGUAUGAAAACGCCUGCAUACAGUGCAUUAAUGCACUAAUGUCACUGUGCCACUCGGCCAUUAUCUUAUUGUUUUGACUGUUUAUCUUGAUGUAGGGACACGAAGAAAACAUUGGAGAUUAUGACCAUUGUUCUAAUAAUGGCAGAAUUGACUGGGUUUUGCAGUUAAAAGGCAUGAUGGGUCUAACAGCCUCUCACCAUUAUUUACUUAAAAAUUGGACAGUCUGAUGUGCAAGCAUGUACUGUCAAAUGCAGGACUUUGGAGGUUGCAGUUUGUAAUGUGAUAUUUUCAGCAAGUUUCCUAAAAUGGCAUUUUGCUGUUGAAUAGUGUGCCAUUGCUAUACUUACCUCCUAAAUGAGAAGUAAAUUUAUUAGGAAAAUGUGGGACUUACCUUCCAUUGCAUGUAUCCUUUUAACAAUAUCUCUGGUAUUGAAUUUAAUUUUAAAAGGUGUAACAAUCUAAUUCCUUCAGAUUUUAAUUAUUAGCAGUUAAUUAUUUUAACUUCUGCCUUGCUAUCUCAAUUCAAUUGUUCUGUUUCAUGUCCCCCCCUCCCCAUUUUUGUAUUGAAUUCCAUAUUCAAAUGCCAAUUUCUGGUUCAGUCUCUGCUAAUCAGCAAUUCUUAAAUGUAAUUGAUGAAUGAGAUAGACAAGUUUAGAAAUUUCCAUUCUUUUCACAGCUCCCAGAUGCUCUGCAGAAGAUGCUGUGCUUUUUGGCUGUAAUUUACAUUACAUUAAGCUCCAGUGUGAAAUCCACUAGAAAGUAUAUGCAAGUGGUCAUAUGUGAUGACAGAAAUUUGCUCCCUCCUUGUAAAUAAUAAAUAUGUUGACUACCAUAAUAUAAUGAGACCAUGAAAGAGCAUAGGACUUAGGAGCAGCAGGCCAUUUGGUCCUUCAAGACUGCUUCACCAUUCAAUAAGAUCAUGGUUAAUUUUUUUGUCUCAGCUCCACUUUCUUGUCUGCACCUCAUAGUCCUUGACUCAUGAGUUGGACCAUCCACACACAGGAAUCAAUAAGAUUUCAAUAUGAGGGUCUGGGUAAACACUCUUUUAAUUAACUAGUAGCAAAUACAGACUCUUAGGUUUUGCACAGUUAAAAACAUUUUACUGUAUGAUUUCUGACAUUUCAAGUUUAAACUCAAAAUGCAUGUAACAAAUUAGAUUAUCGCCUAAAUGCUAUCAUCUACUGUAGUCAGUCUUAAUCACUGAAUAUACUCACUUUUUUGUAUUGUUGGUGUUGAAAUGCUAUUAAUUGUCUCAAGUAGUGUUCAUUAAGUUGUACUUUAUUUGGAUGCUCAAUCCUCAUUUUUGUAAAAUAAUUUGCCAGUCUUUUAGUGCCAAUGUUACAUCUUUUAUUCCUCGUAUCAUUCCUUAGCCUUAAGGUGGUGUGGUGACCUAUUGCCACACCCCUGUCUUGGUGCUGCUGCUGGACAGCAUGCAAGAGUAUUCUGGUUUAAGCUGGCUUGUUUAUUCAAGUAUUCACUGAUGGGGAUAUGUUUUGCUCAAGUUGAAAUUGGCAACUUAGUUGCAGUUGUGGACCUUUUUAUAUACUCUACAACUUGGUACAGGAAGUAAAUGUACAGUUAUAAUAAAGUAGGAUAAUUAAUACAAAAUUGUAUUUCAUCUGUUACCUUCU